UUCCACUUGGAUUUUCGGUCGGUAUCGAGCGGACGGAGAAAUUUCUUGUUGAACUGAGCGAACUCCGUACACAGCUCCCCGCCCCCAGGAAGUCUGAACAUGACCGAGAAGGCGACAUUUGUGCACACUGACAGCGGAACGCGCAGGGUUCUGCAGCUGAAACAUGCCACACCGGCCAGGCUUGUGAUGGUGUUCGGGCUGAGGGAGCCUCCGCAGCUGCUGACGAGAGUGGACACGCAGGACGUCGUGUUCGCCGAGGGGAGCCCCGAGGAACCGUACUCCGACCUGGAGCCGAGGGCCGAGUACGAGUUCUCAGCUGCCCAGUCAGUGGCAGCCACCGUGACAAUUCCCACCUCUAAGCCAAACAACCUGCGGCCAGCGGACAUCCAGCGAGCAUUGGUGUGUUGUCAGGCCGUGUAUGAGGAGACACCAGACGCCGUACAAGAGUUCCUGACAAAAGAACUGGAGAGCCAUGACUUCUGCAGUACUUCUGUAUCCUGCUAUGGGCGUGUGUCGUACAUGGUAGCUGAGACUGAGGACAAUGCAGUCUUUAUUGCUUUUAGGGGAACGAGCAGCUUCAAGGAUGUGAUGGCCGACUGUUCCAUCUGGCAGCAGCUGGCAGCAGCCGCGCCUGAUGGACGCCAGACUGCAAUGGGUGGGCGGUGUCAUGCCGGAUUCCUUGAGCUGGCCUCCUCUAUCCCGGUCGACCCCUUCCUGAAGAAGUACAAGCACCACCGCAUAGUUCUGUGUGGACACAGCCUGGGUGGCGCCGUGUCACACAUCGUCGCGCUCAACAUGCUGGUGGAGCUGAAGAGAAGGGGACUCAAAACUGACAACAUCAAGUCCAUCGCGUUUGGAGCGCCGUUCUUCGGGGACGAGGGUCUCCGUUCAUACGUGGAGAAGGAGAAUCUGUCCGACUGCCUGCUGACCGUGGUGAACCAGAAGGACCCGAUACCACGCAUUCUCCGACUGGCAGAAGCCGUUGAAACCGCUGUGACAACAGCAUCUGAUAAGGUGAAGAAGUUCGUCAAAGAUGUAAGGCCAUUUCUCACCCCAAUACUGAAGAUGGCGUCCUCGGUGGUUGGCGGCCCUGUCGUUGCGGCUGUAGCUGCUGCAGCUGGCACCGUUUUGGAUCAGCUUCCCCGUGCCAUGGAUGAACUGGACGGGCUGUUACAGCAACACAAGGUAGAGUUACAGGAGCUGAACUCCAUCUACCGACCUGUAGGGUGGUACAUGUUCAUCACGUGCCAUGAAACUCCUGGCAGUUUCCACACAACAUGGAAGGAAGGAUAUACACGAGAGGAAGGUCAGAUCAACAGGUUCAUAUCAGAGAGUGGACGCCUCACUCCGGAGAUGAUACACGAACACAAGGCUGUGAGUUAUGCAACGGCCUUCUACAAUGUCUCAACCAGAAAGGAGUACGACACAGUCCUCACACCACCUCCAGUCUGCGAUGUAGUUGACAGCAUUGCCCCCGAGGUUCAACGGAACAUCUCCAUGGAAACAGCCUUUCCACCACGCGUCAGCAAAGUUUCCCUUGUCAGUAUUGCAAGCCAGAAGGGAAAUAAGGAUACUGGAAAGUUGUUGGUGACCAUUGAUGGUGAAAACCUAGACUUCUUCAUCCUCUCUAAGGAAAAUCCUUUCACAGGUAUUCCGUAUGACAAGACAAGAAGGGAACCGGUCUCUGUGAACUUCAAAAGCUCCCGGCAAGUUAUCUUGGAGUGUUACCUAACUGAUGGGGCAUUUGACCCUUUUCCCACCAUCACGGUUAGAACUCACUUUGAGGAGAUCAAGUAUCAGACCAAGAAAGAAGAAGUCAAGGAACUGAAGGGCUGUACGUUGGGUCAGCUAGCCGUUGGGCAGUUGAGGCCAGAACUCCUCAUCCAGGCAACACAGCGGUGCUUGGCAACAGUGAUGAUGAUGCCGGAAUCCCGCCGACAAAAGGAACUUAAGAGGAACGUCAUGAUGAUGUACCUGGACAAGCUUGAUAAGGGCAGACGUGCCGUCAGAAAAGGUAAGAAGAACCCAGAACUAUUCGACAUGGUGGCAGCUGCCUUAUCUGGUGGCCUAGAGGACCUUCAGGAUGAAAAGCUGCGACCAGUGGUGGGUGCGAUUGUUGCAGAAGUCGGGAACCAUCUAAAGGUGAAGUACCCUAUGGGUCUUACGGAUUGGGUGCUGGCAACGCUGCUAGGGCUUACAGCGGUGGCUGGUGUGGUAGUCACAGGUGGAGCUGGUGCUGCUUACAUUGGUGCCUUGGCGAUCAGUCUGACGGGAGGGCAGGCUAUAGCUGCGGGUCUCGUCGGUAUUCUAGCGUCCGGAGCCAGCGUUGUCAGCAACAUCACAUAUCAAUUUUUCGCCAAAGUGGAAAGUAAUUACAAGGGUGUUCUCAAGUCUCUGAUUGAAGAGCUACCAUCUGUGCAGGAUGUCGAGGAAGAGAACUCAAUCCGUGACAGGGCACUGGAUGACGAUGUGUACAGUCUGGAAUCAGCUCUCAUGACCAAGUAUGAGAUGCUGGGAUGUCUAGAUAAAGAUUUUGACUCCAUUGCAAAACGUCAUCCAUUCAAGACUACUUGGGGCAAGAAGCUAGGCAGAGCAACUAAGGGGUCCCAACAGGAGGCGGUGAGACGCUGCCAGAUGACCUGUGACCUGUUCCGGCUCCGUCAGCUACUCAUGAAGACUUGCUUCGUGGGUCUGAUCGGGCCGCAGGAUGCAGGCAAGACGACACUCAUCAAGACGCUUUGGGGACUGGAGGAGGUGAAAGACAUCGGGUUCCAGGAGCACACCAAAACAGCCGUGCUUUACAAGGCCCGGGGCACAGAGAGGAUGGUGAUUGUAGACUUCCCUGGCACAACCACAGUUGAUACUCAGGUGGCCACGCUGGUGAACCACUGUGGGGGACUGGCCAGUUUCUUCAUCCUCGUCAUGCCGUUCACCGGCGAUCCCAGCAAGCUAAACAUUGACCAACUCAAGAAGGUCAAGGCCUUUGGCUGCACCUUCGUGAUCUGCAUCAACCAGUGUGGACGCUUUCCCGAUGCGUUUAAGACCAAGGAAAACACAGACAAGUUCCGUGCUGACUUCUCCGAGGUGCUAGACGUGAAACCUUCGGACAUCUUCUUCACCGACUUCGUGGCGUGCAGCCCGGAGAUGCGCGCCGUGGGGCUGACGGGAGUUGAUGACGUCAGGCGGUGGAUCAGGGACUGGCUGGUGACGUAUGACGUGUUCGAGAAGGACGAGCCUGAGCUGAGCAGGGCUGUGAACGAACAGGCAGCUGGGAUGGGUACAGGGUCAUAGAUU
This is a messenger RNA of Branchiostoma belcheri (Belcher's lancelet), 3294 nucleotides long. RefSeq lists its product as uncharacterized. The record is from RefSeq and is a predicted model, not a curated record. Gene Ontology annotation, biological process: lipid metabolic process. Gene Ontology annotation, molecular function: GTP binding. The coding region runs from base 100 to 3291 and encodes 1063 amino acids. The transcript has 15 exons. NCBI's taxonomy places the organism in Eukaryota, Metazoa, Chordata, Leptocardii, Amphioxiformes, Branchiostomatidae.